Molecule: messenger RNA, 5374 nt
Organism: Erinaceus europaeus (western European hedgehog)
Lineage: Eukaryota; Metazoa; Chordata; Mammalia; Eulipotyphla; Erinaceidae
Gene: PCDH15
Product: protocadherin related 15
Exons: 28
Coding region: 117-4538 (1473 amino acids)
Biological process (GO): homophilic cell-cell adhesion
Cellular component (GO): cell-cell junction; plasma membrane
Molecular function (GO): calcium ion binding
Source: RefSeq, a predicted model, not a curated record
CUCCAGUUGGCACUACGAUAUUUACAGGGUUUUCAGGAGACAAUGGAGCUACAGACAUUGAUGACGGCCCAAAUGGACAGAUAGAAUAUGUUAUUCAGUACAAUCCAGAUGACCCGAUGUCAAAUGACACAUUUGAAAUUCCACUCAUGUUGACUGGGAAUGUUGUGUUAAGGAAAAGGCUCAACUAUGAAGACAAGACUCGAUACUAUGUCAUCAUCCAAGCUAAUGACCGUGCACAGAAUCUAAAUGAGCGUCGGACCACUACCACCACACUCACAGUGGGUAUUCUGGAUGGGGAUGACUUAGGCCCCAUGUUUCUCCCUUGUGUCCUCGUGCCAAACACACGUGACUGUCGGCCACUCACGUACCAAGCUGCCAUACCAGAGUUGAGAACUCCGGAAGAACUAAACCCCAUCAUUGUUACUCCACCAAUCCAAGCCAUUGAUCAGGACCGGAACAUUCAGCCACCCUCAGACAGGCCAGGCAUCCUCUAUUCCAUUCUUGUUGGGAGUCCUGAGGAUUACCCACGGUUUUUCCACAUGCAUCCUCGUACUGCAGAGCUCAGUCUCCUAGAACCAAUAAACAGAGACUUUCACCAGAAAUUUGAUUUAGUCAUUAAGGCUGAGCAGGACAAUGGUCAUCCUCUUCCUGCCUUUGCCAAUCUGCAUAUUGAAAUACUGGAUGAAAACAAUCAGAGCCCAUAUUUCACAAUGCCCAGCUAUCAAGGGUACAUCCUGGAAUCUGCCCCAGUGGGAGCCACUAUUUCCGACAGCUUAAAUCUGACCACUCCUCUAAGAAUUGUAGCUCUGGACAAAGAUAUUGAAGAUACAAAAGAUCCAGAACUUCAUCUUUUCCUCAAUGAUUACAGCUCAGUCUUCACUGUCACACAGACAGGUAUCACUCGCUACCUCAUCUUACUUCAGCCAGUGGACAGGGAAGAACAAGAAACUUACACCUUUUCGAUAACAGCUUUCGAUGGAGUUCAAGAAAGUGAACCAGUCAUCGUCAACAUUCGAGUGAUAGACGCGAAUGAUAACACUCCAACCUUCCCUGAAAUCUCCUACAAUGUCUAUGUGUACACUGACAUGGACCCUGGGGACAGUGUCAUACAGCUCACUGCAGUCGACGCAGAUGAAGGGUCAAAUGGGGAGAUCACAUACAAAAUCCUGGUUGGGGAUAAGGGAGACUUCAUCAUCAAUAAAACAACAGGACUUAUCACCAUCGCUCCUGGGGUGGAACUGAUAGUCGGACAGACUUACGCUCUCACAGUCCAAGCAUCGGAUAAUGCUCCUCCUGCAGAGAGAAGGCAUUCCAUCUGCACUGUGUACAUUGAAGUACUCCCUCCCAACAACCAAAGUCCUCCCCGCUUCCCACAGCUGAUGUACGGCCUUGAAGUCAGUGAAGCCAUGAGGAUCGGCGCAGUUUUGUUAAAUUUACAGGCAACUGAUCGAGAGGGAGAUCCAAUAACCUAUGCCAUUGAGAAUGGAGAUCCUCAGCGAGUGUUUAAUCUUUCAGAAACAACUGGGAUUCUAACCUUAGGAAAAGCACUGGACAGAGAAAGUACUGAUCGCUACAUUCUCAUCGUCACCGCAACAGAUGGCAGGCCUGAUGGGACCUCAACCACCACAGUGAAUGUCGUGGUGACAGACGUCAAUGACAAUGCUCCUGUGUUUGAUCCCUAUCUGCCCAGAAAUCUGUCCGUGGUGGAAGAAGAAGCCAAUGCCUUUGUGGGUCAAGUGAGGGCAACAGAUCCUGACGCUGGGAUAAAUGGUCAAGUGCAGUACAGUUUGGGCAACUUCAACAGUCUUUUCCGCAUCACGUCCAACGGGAGCAUCUAUACAGCCGUAAAGCUUAACAGAGAAGUCAGAGACUACUAUGAACUUGUAGUGGUGGCAACGGACGGAGCCGUGCACCCUCGUCAUUCCACACUGACUCUGGCCAUCAAGGUUUUGGAUAUUGAUGAUAAUAGUCCUGUCUUCACCAAUUCAACCUACACGGUUGUCGUUGAAGAGAACCUGCCAGCUGGAACCACCUUCCUUCAAAUCGAAGCCAAAGAUGUUGACCUGGGAGCAAAUGUAUCUUACCGGAUCAGAAGCCCAGAAGUGAAACACAUUUUUGCACUACAUCCAUUUACAGGCGAACUCUCCCUUUUGAAGAGUUUGGACUAUGAAUCAUUUCCAGACCAGGAAGCAACUAUCACUUUUUUAGUGGAGGCCUUUGAUAUUUAUGGAACAAUGCCACCCGGUAUUGCUACUGUCACCGUGAUAGUAAAGGACAUGAACGAUUAUCCUCCAGUGUUCAGUAAACGCAUCUACAAAGGGAUGGUGGCUCCAGAUGCUGUCAAGGGGACCCCGAUCACAACUGUUUAUGCUGAAGAUGCGGACCCUCCUGGGCUACCUGCAAGUCGAGUGAAGUAUAGAGUAGAUAAUGCCCAGUCUCCUUAUCCUGCUAGUAUUUUUGAUGUAGAAGAAGAUUCUGGAAGAGUAAUAACUCGUGUCAAUCUAAACGAAGAGCCUACAACGAUUUUUAAGUUGGUGGUCGUUGCUUUUGAUGAUGGUGAGCCUGUGAUGUCCAGCAGUGCCACAGUGAAGAUUCUUGUCUUACAUCCUGGAGAAAUCCCACGCUUCACACAAGAGGAAUACAGACCUCCUCCAGUAAGUGAACUUGCCAGCAGAGGGACAAUGGUCGGCGUAAUUUCAGCUGCUGCCAUCAAUCAGAGUAUUGUGUACUCCAUUGUCGCAGGAAAUGAAGACGAUAAGUUUGGAAUUAAUAACGUCACAGGAGUUAUCUAUGUGAAUGCCCCUUUGGACUAUGAGACAAGAACAAGCUAUGUACUUCGGGUCCAAGCUGAUUCCUUGGAAGUGGUCCUUGCCAAUCUCAGAGUUCCUUCAAAAAGUAAUACAGCCAAAGUAUAUAUCGAGAUUCAGGAUGAAAACGAUCACCCCCCAGUGUUUCAAAAAAAAUUCUACAUUGGAGGAGUAUCUGAAGAUGCCAGAAUGUUUGCUUCUGUGCUCAGAGUUAAGGCUACUGAUAAAGAUACUGGCAAUUAUAGUGCCAUGGCUUACAGACUCAUCAUACCACCGAUAAAAGAGGGGAAAGAAGGCUUUGUGGUGGAAACAUAUACAGGGCUUAUCAAAACUGCCAUGCUCUUCCAUAAUAUGAGGAGGUCCUACUUCAAGUUUCAAGUCAUUGCAACUGACGACUAUGGGAAAGGACUAACUGGCAAAGCAGAUGUACUUGUGUCUGUGGUCAAUCAACUAGAUAUGCAAGUUAUCGUUUCAAACGUGCCCCCCACUCUAGUGGAAAAAAAGAUAGAAGAUCUUACCCAGAUCUUGGAUCGCUAUGUUCAGGAGCAGAUUCCUGGUUCCAAGGUGGUAGUGGAAUCCAUCGGUGCUCGCAGGCAUGGGGAUGCCUUCUCUCUAGAAGAUUAUUCUAAGUGUGACUUGACUGUCUAUGCAAUCGACCCCCAGACCAAUAGAGCCAUCGAUAGAAACGAGCUUUUUAAAUUUUUGGAUGGCAAACUGCUGGAUAUCAAUAAAGACUUUCAGCCAUAUUAUGGAGAAGGAGGAAGAAUUCUGGAGAUCCGAACUCCAGAGGCCGUGACCAGCAUAAAAAAGCGAGGGGAAAGUCUCGGUUACACAGAAGGAGCCUUGCUGGCUCUGGCCUUCAUCAUCAUCCUCUGCUGUAUACCUGCUAUCUUGGUGGUUUUGGUCAGCUACAGACAACGCCAAGCUGAAUGCACCAAGACAGCCAGAAUACAAUCCGCAUUACCUGCAGCUAAACCAGCCGCACCUGCCCCAGCACCCAUGAUGGCCCCCCCGCCCCCACCGCCACUUCCUGGUGCUCACCUCUAUGAAGAACUCGGGGACAGCACAAUGUAUGAGAUGCCUCAGUAUGGAAGUCGUCGCCGUUUGUUACCACCGGCCGGACAGGAGGAGUACGGUGAGGUAGUUGGAGAAGCUGAGGAGGAGUACGAGGAGGAAGAGUGGGCUCGAAAAAGAAUGAUCAAGUUAGUUGUUGAUCAAGACUAUGAAACUAGCUCAGCUGGAGAAGAUAGUGCACAUGAGUGUCAACGAAACCGUAUUCACCAGGCUAAUGUCCACAGUAAUGUCAACGGCAAUAUAUAUAUUGCACAGAAUGGUUCUGUGGUGAGAACCCGCCGUUCCUGCCUCACUGAUAACUUAAAAGUUUUAUCCCCAGUUCCACUGGGGAGGCAUCUGAAGACACUAGACAAGAUGGAUGUGACACGUGAGGAGAAUCUCCCCUUGAACACGUUCUCCAAGGGGCCAUUUUCUACCGAGAAUAUGAACAGAAGACCAACUCUGGUUACAUUUGCCCCCUGCCCUGUGGGGACUGAGAGUAGAGGAGUGAAGUCAUUUGGGAAUCAACCAAAAAGCAAAAUUGAACAGGAGUCCAUGGCAGACAGUAAGAACAUCCCAGAGACUCUGGAAUUCCAUAGCGACCACACACCGUCAGAUGACGAAGAACUUUGGAUGGGUCCAUGGAACAGUCUCCACAUACCGAUGACAAAGCUAUGAUUGGUUUUUUUUUUUUUAUGUUAUUUUAAUUUUUACUUCGGUUUUUAAUAAAGUGUGCUUUUUAUGGACACUGAAAAAAAGGAUCUAUGAGAUUGAUAUCAUGCACAGAAGCUAAAACUUUGAACAAGAUGCUUUAAAAUUUAAAUAGGCAGAUUUGCAGUCACAUUGUGAUCAAUGAGCUGUUCUUCCCAGACCCUUUUUUGAAAGACUCUCAAUUCAUGAAAUAACAUAUCAUUUGGACAUUGAGUUCUUUUGUUGGGUCUUGCCUUUUUUCAUUUUAAUAAACAAGAACAAAUUGCUAAGUGAUCAUUUAUAUUUUUUCAGUUAACAUAGACCGCUACCCAUCUCAAGUUCCACAGAGGUCUUUUUUGGUACACGUAUUUUACAUUUAAUAAGAACUGAAAAUUUAUAUUAGAGGAUUCUACAGGUAAUGGGUUUAUGCCAUUGCUGUCUAUAUUGUUCUGUUUUUUUAAAAAAAUGAAAUUAUUAAAAAAUGCUAGUAAAUGUGGGAGUCUUCUGUAAUUCAUUUCCAACAGUAGGUCUGUUUUCAUUCUUAUCCAUUAUAAAGCAUUUUUGUUUCUUCAGAUUUUUACAAAUGCAUAUAUUGACCUUUUAGAGAAGACUGAGUUGUAUAAUUUUUAUAAAUGACAUUUGCAAUUUCCCCCGGGUGUACGUGUCUCUUCCCCACAUCUACAAACAUUACCCAGAUAGAUAGACAAAUAUAUAAUUAUUAAAUACUAAAAGUUAUAGUUAUUUGAAGAAUCACAGAACUAUCACUCAAUAAAAGAGCCAUGUAGACAAUAAUACUUUUAGAAUGGCAACUUCAGUGUGGAAGA